Molecule: messenger RNA, 3135 nt
Organism: Merops nubicus (carmine bee-eater)
Lineage: Eukaryota; Metazoa; Chordata; Aves; Coraciiformes; Meropidae
Product: cytoskeleton-associated protein 5-like
Exons: 23
Biological process (GO): microtubule polymerization; establishment or maintenance of microtubule cytoskeleton polarity; mitotic spindle organization
Cellular component (GO): kinetochore; spindle pole; centrosome
Molecular function (GO): microtubule plus end polymerase activity; microtubule plus-end binding
Source: RefSeq, a predicted model, not a curated record
GUUGUUCCAACAAUCCUGGAGAAAUUUAAAGAGAAGAAGCCUCAGGUGGUGCAGGCACUGCAGGAGGCCAUUGAUGCAAUCUUUCUUACAACCACGUUGCAGAACAUAAGUGAAGAUGUGUUGGCAGUGAUGGACAACAAAAACCCCACAAUUAAACAACAAACAUCCCUUUUCAUUGCAAGGAGCUUCCGUCACUGCACACCUUCUACGCUGCCAAAAAGCCUGUUAAAACCUUUCUGUGCUGCACUUCUCAAGCAUAUCAAUGAUUCUGCUCCUGAAGUCAGGGAUGCUGGAUUUGAGGCAUUAGGCACUGCCCUGAAAGUGGCUGGAGAGAAAGCUGUGAAUCCUUUUCUAGCAGAUGUAGACAAACUAAAACUUGAUCGGAUUAAGGAAUGUGCUGAGAAGGUAGAAGUGGUUUAUGGCAAAAAGACAGGAGGAGCUGCUGAGAAAAAAGAAGGCAAGGCUAUUCCUGGAAAGACCCCUGCUCUUUCAGGGACUGGUGGAGAUAAAGAAACAAAAGAUACAGCAACCAAAUCAGGACCACUGAAAAAAGCACCUGCUGUGAAGCCUGGGGGCCCACCCAAGAAAGGCAAACCAGCUGCAGCUGCAGGUGUGGGAGGGGCUGGGGCUAAAGGCAAGAAGGGCCCUGAGACCAAAGAAGUGUUUGAGUCGGAACUCUCGAUAGAGGUAUGUGAAGAGAAAGCUGCUGCUGUCCUUCCAGCUUCUUGUAUCCAGCAGCUGGACAGUGGUAACUGGAAAGAGAGGCUUGCCUGCAUGGAGGAAUUUCAGAAGGCUGUUGAGCUUAUGGAGAGAAGUGAAAUGCCUUGCCAAGCUCUAGUAAGAAUGCUUGCCAAGAAGCCUGGUUGGAAGGAAACAAAUUUUCAGGUGAUGCAGAUGAAACUGCAUAUAGUUGCAUUAAUUGCACAGAAGGGAAACUUCUCCAAAACUUCAGCACAGGUUGUGCUGGAUGGUCUUGUAGACAAGGUUGGUGAUGUGAAGUGUGGGAGUAAUGCAAAAGAAGCCAUGACAGCAAUAGCAGAGGCAUGCCAGCUGCCAUGGACUGCAGAGCAGGUUGUGGCUAUGGCUUUCUCACAAAAGAACCCUAAAAACCAGUCGGAAACUUUGAACUGGCUUUCAAAUGCAAUUAAAGAGUUUGGCUUUUCUGGACUAAACGUCAAAGCCUUCAUCAGUAAUGUGAAGACAGCUCUUGCUGCAACUAACCCAGCUGUAAGGACCUCUGCCAUUACCUUGCUGGGAGUCAUGUAUCUUUAUGUGGGGCCUCCUUUGCGGAUGUUCUUUGAGGAUGAGAAGCCAGCCCUUCUCUCCCAGAUAGAUGCAGAAUUUGAAAAGAUGCAAGGGCAGACAGCCCCAGUCCCAACUCGUGGCAUUUCCAGGCAGAGUGGGGGUGGUGGGGAUGAUGGUGAGGAAGAGGAACAGGAGGAUGUUGCAAAUGAUGUUGUGGAUCUCUUGCCAAGAACAGAUAUUGGUGAUAAGAUCACAGCUGAACUGGUGUCUAAAAUUGGGGACAAAAACUGGAAGAUCAGAAAGGAAGGCCUGGAUGAAGUGACAAGCAUAAUAAAUGAUGCUAAAUUUAUAGAGCCAAACAUAGGAGAACUUCCAGCUGCUUUGAAGAGUCGACUCAAUGACUCCAAUAAAAUCUUGGUGCAACAAACACUGAGCAUUCUUCAACAGCUAGCAACAGCAAUGGGCCCCAAUAUCAAACAGCAUGUGAAAAAUUUGGGCAUCCCUGUCAUUACAGUCCUAGGAGACAGUAAGAAUAACGUUCGUGCUGCUGCACUGGCAACUGUCAACGCCUGGGCUGAACAAACUGGUAUGAAGGAGUGGUUGGAAGGGGAAGACCUGUCUGAGGAGCUCAAAAAAGAAAAUCCUUUCCUAAGACAAGAGCUCCUUGGUUGGUUGGCUGAGAAGUUGCCUGUCCUCCGUUCUGUUCCUUCUGACCUAAUCUUGUGUGUGCCUCACCUCUACUCCUGCCUCGAGGAUCGGAACGGGGAUGUGCGGAAGAAGGCACAGGAUGCCCUGCCCUUCUUCAUGAUGCAUCUGGGCUUUGAGAAGAUGGCAAAAGCCACCAGCAAGCUGAAGCCAACUUCCAAAGACCAGGUACUGGCCAUGCUUGAGAAAGCCAAAGCCAACAUGCGAGCCAAACCAGCUCCUCCUGCUAAAGCCUCUUCCAGAGCAGUAGGGGGAGGACCUCCAGCCAAAUUCCAGCCUGCAUCAGCACUUGCUGAAGAUUCAGGGUCCAAUAUCAUGGAUUCCAAGCCUGAUCCCAAAAAAGCCAAAGCAGGAGGAGUCUCCUCUAAAGCUAAGGGUGUGCAGGGGAAGAAAGUGCUAAGCAAGCCUAAUUUAAAGGAAGAUGAUGAUAAAUCAGGUCCUAUUUUUAUCAUAGUCCCAAAUGGGAAAGAACAGAGGAUGAAAGAUGAGAAAGGUCUAAAGGUGUUAAAGUGGAAUUUCACAACUCCCCGUGAUGAAUAUAUCGAGCAGCUAAAAACCCAAAUGUCCAGUUGUGUGGCCAAGUGGCUGCAGGAUGAGAUGUUUCAUGCAGACUUUCAGCACCACAACAAAGCACUUGCUGUUAUGAUUGAGCACUUGGAGAGUGAAAAAGAUGGAGUUAUCAGCUGCCUGGAUCUGAUCUUAAAAUGGCUUACCCUGCGGUUCUUCGAUACCAACACGAGCGUUCUGAUGAAAGCACUUGAAUAUCUUAAACUGCUUUUCAAUUUGCUGAGUCAGGAAGAAUAUCACCUUACUGAAAAUGAAGCAUCCUCUUUCAUCCCCUAUCUUGUCCUGAAGGUGGGAGAACCAAAGGAUGUCAUCCGCAGGGACGUACGUGCCAUUCUGAACAGGAUGUGUCUCAUCUACCCAGCCAGCAAGAUGUUCACUUUCAUCAUGGAGGGGACAAAAUCCAAAAACUCAAAACAGCGUGCAGAAUGCCUGGAAGAACUUGGAUGCCUGGUGGAAUCCUAUGGUAUGAAUGUAUGCCAGCCAACUCCAGGAAAAGCCUUAAAAGAAGUGGCCACUCACAUUGGUGACAGGGACAACACCGUGCGCAACGCUGCGCUCAACACCAUUGUGACUGUCUACAACGUUCAUGGGGACCAGGUCUUCAAGCUGAUUGGAAAU